Strongylocentrotus purpuratus (purple sea urchin) is the source of this 4286-nucleotide messenger RNA. RefSeq names its product E3 ubiquitin-protein ligase RNF185. Gene Ontology annotation, molecular function: metal ion binding; ubiquitin-like protein conjugating enzyme binding; ubiquitin protein ligase activity. The record is from RefSeq and is a predicted model, not a curated record. Bases 500 to 1165 code for a protein of 221 amino acids. Lineage: Eukaryota; Metazoa; Echinodermata; Echinoidea; Camarodonta; Strongylocentrotidae. The transcript is spliced from 6 exons. Gene Ontology annotation, biological process: ubiquitin-dependent protein catabolic process. Gene Ontology annotation, cellular component: endoplasmic reticulum.
CGUUUUCUCAAACACGUAAUAUCACUAUAUGUACUGAGCAGCAACAUAGUAGGGAAAGUCACUACGAAAUAUCUGUCUUUUGAUCUGGAGUGUGUUCAGCACAAACGAUUAGGGUACAUGUACUGAAGAAGGUCAUAAAUCGAGAAAGCAACUUCCUCACCAAACAUUCAAGAUUUUCUACUACAUAGUGAUAAAUGAGAUGACCUUUCUGUUUGCACGUCUGAGCAUCAGAAAGAGCUCCUUUUGGAUGGAACCCUCAUUUUCUUCUUUAGUUUUGAGUGUGCUCUUCAUUCAAUGAAUAUCUAAGAGAACGCUAGCUUCCGAGAGAUAUACAUGUAAGUUUCCACUGUGUUCUUCACUUCAUGUAAAGCUGCCUCCGUUUUUCAACAAAGAAGGAUAACAUCGACACAAGUGCCGUUAGCAUAUAAAGUUGAUCUUCCGAUGAAAAACCAUACUAGCAGUCAUCAACAUCAACAUGGCGUUAUAGUCUCCAUUAUGAAUGAUUCAACACUCAGUUGAUGAGCAGCAGAUAGAUAAUUCAUCAUUAAUUACAUUUAUUGACAAAAAUAGAGGAAAGGACUCUGCAAUUUAUAACCCAACCAUGGCUAGUAACAGUACAGAGGACGGUAACCAAAAACCUAGCAACGGAGCAUCGGCUUCCACGGACGAUUCCACUAGCCAAGAGAGCUUGUUUGAAUGCAACAUUUGUCUUGAUACCGCCAAGGAUGCAGUCGUCAGUAGAUGCGGGCAUUUAUUCUGUUGGCCCUGUCUAUACCAGUGGCUUGAGACCAGACCAAACAGACAAGUGUGUCCAGUAUGCAAAGCAGGCAUCAGCAGAGACAAGGUCAUUCCAUUGUAUGGACGGGGGAGUACAAAUCAACAAGAUCCCAGAGAAAAGAUGCCACCAAGACCACAGGGGGAGAGACUCGAACCAGAAACACAAGGGCCCUUCCAAGGUUUUGGUUUUGGAGACGGUGGUUUCCACAUGUCCUUCGGUAUCGGUGCCUUUCCUUUCGGUUUCUUUGCUUCAACAUUCAAUCUAGGAGACGGCAGAGUAGGACAUCCACCCCGUCCACAAGUUCCUAGCAACCCGGAAGAGCAGUUUUUAUCCAAGGUGUUUCUGUGGGUGGCAUUUCUCUUUGUAUUCUGGUUGCUCGUCGCUUGAUACUUGUUGAGCCUCGAGGGACCACCUCAUUACUGCUUUGAGCCAAGCUUUCUUCAGGGACUCCUACGACUGCAUCGAUUUAGUGCAGUUAAAAUUCAUGUUUGUAUGUUUUCAGAAGGAUGGCGUAGUCUGGCUGUAGAUGGCGCUUCUCAAGAGCCUCACUCGACAGCACUGAAAAUGGUUUGUGGGCAAAACACACACACACACAUCUUCAUGUUUUCGAGCAAGUACCUUGCAUGGAAGGUGCGCUCUAGUGCAGCUUAUGGGCGAUUACAUGCAUUAUGUCUUGUAUGAUAUAUAAAGCCUCUUUUUCCCUUUUCAUUAUGUGAGGGGUAUCAGAAAUAACCAUUUACAGUCGAACGUGUCUAUAGCGACAACCCAAGGGAAACACAAAAAGUGGUCUUUGUAGACAGGUUCUUUUAGUACAUGUUUCAAUGAGAAACCAUUUUCAAGGGAAACAAAAAAUGUGGUCUCUAUAGACAGGUGGUCCUUGUAGACACGUGGUUGCUAAAGCAGGUUUGACUGUAAUAGUUGAUAAUCAUCUCAAGAAUUUCUGUGGAUGUUUUGAUAUUUCAUUUUGGGUUGAAAUCAAUAAAUGUCAUACAUGUAUGUUGUACGGGACACAUCGCACAGAAUCGCCCAUAUGAAACAUGUCACUGCCCAGUGAGAGUCUUUGACGCCUGAUCCUGACAACGUCAUGACUUCAACAUACAUGUAUAUGGUAUGGAAAGAGCAAAAUUCUUACCAAUAAACAAGAUUAUUCCAUGGCCAAAGAACGCCCGUCAUUAAAAGCACUCGUCAACAAUUUACUCAUAGUUUCAUUUUGGCACAUAUUGCAGUCAUUGCAGGUACAUAAAUUCUGUUGAAAGCAUUAAUGUAUUUCCCUAUACCUGCAGUCUUGCAAAUCCCUCAUAAUUACAGUGGCUACACGUUUACCGUCAUCUGUUUACAUAUAUGUGUUAAUUCUACUGCACUAAAUACACAUUAGCCAUUGUGGCUUGAUGGCAGUCCUGGUGAAAUUGGAAUUGUAUAUUGUUUGUGUCAAAUAUUAUGAUUACCGGUACAAUUGGAAAAAGCUUCUCUAGGGGGUGCCCUGUCGAAGCUUGCUAACUGUCUAUACAUGUAUAUGUUCAAUUUAGAUUAUAUGUUUUAUUUUAUAUUCUGAUUAUAUUGUAGUUUAAUUAAUAUACAAUUUCUUUUUCGUGGUAUACUCAGGGUAUGAAUUGGCAUGUCUAUUGGUAAAAGAAAAACAAAAUUGUGCAUAAAGCUGGGGCAUAUUUUGCUCAUGGUCCAGAUUUGUAGCAACACUGAAUUUUUGCUGUUCAAUAAGUAUUGCAAAUAUUUCUUGUCAUCAAAAUUCCUAAAAGGCCAAUGCCUACAAUUCAUGAAAGUUGUCUGGGUGUACCAUGUGAAAAUGGGUUACCACUUUGAAAAAGGUUGUGCAAAGAAAAGUAACCUGGAAGUAUUUGGUAUGUAUGGAAACCAUUAUCUUAAGCAUACAUGUAUAUUUUGUUACUUUGUUGAUAUUUGAUACAGUGAAUUUUGCUUGUCGGUACAAUAUAGUCUCAGUAUGCUAUAUACAAUCUUAACUUUGUAUUGUAGAGCUGUUCACAAUUUCUUGACAUAUCACCAGGUGCAAAACCAAUGGCAGCACAUUUUGAAGAGCUAAAAUGUAGUAUGAUUGUUAUUAUUUCUCAGAUGUAAUAUAUUCUUUCCCACAUGUAUGACAUUGUUGAAAUAUGGUGCUGUUUAAUUCCUCAUUUCCUGCAAACUGGAUGCCUGGGCCCCAUCUUAUAAAGAGUUGUGAUCGAUCCAAAUCAAACGCAAGUCCUCCAAUCAGUCACAUUUUGCAGUCCCCUAUCUCCCAUGUACAUACUUUCAAUUGAUCUUAGUCGUAAAUAAGUUGCGAUCAAUAUCAACUCUUUAUAAGAUGGGCCCUGGACUGCAAAACUAUUCUGUAGACUGUAUUUAUUCAAAAGUCGACUCCAGGGGGGCGUUUCACAAAACUUGUCAUCAGUGACAAAUGACAGUUCUCGUUAUAAGCUACUGAAAUCGUUGCUUCUGAUUGGUUAUCAGCAUAUUUUGUCACUGAUUUUUGUCAUUAGUCAUUGAAAAAAGGGCUUUGUGAAACACUCCCCAGCAGUUCAUUGCAUGUUCCAGAUUUCGACCAAAGCAGGAACAAAUUGUAAGAAAAAUGUUAAUAUGGGGCUUUGUGUAAUGAUUGGUGUUGCCUUAAUAUUUAAUGGCUGUCAUUAUUUUGUCAAAUUAUUUCAUGAUUGGUGAUGACGGUAUCGUGUAAUUAUUGGGUUCCAAACCAAGGACUGUUGUUGAUAAUGGGUUUUAAGUUAUAAUAGGUAUUAACCACUUCUUCAGCACUCAUUAUUUUGUCAAAGUAUUUCUUGUGAUGAAACACAGAAGAGGUUCAGGUUUGAUAAGUGAUGCAUGAUCUCAGUAAUUUGUUCUUUCUUCAAAAGCAGUGGAACAUAAAGAGAGUAGUGCAUAUCAUUGUCAUCCAUUUUGUUGUGAUAUUUCAUGGAGACUUUGUUUGCCGACCCCUCAAUUAAAAAUGAUGUAUCAAUUCCUGGCACUGAUCAAAUUGAAGGGCAAGACAUGAAGAGUUCAUGUAUAUAUUCUGCCAUUUCAAUUCAUCUUAUCUAUCAGCUAAUGACAGAAAAGUGUUCAAGUUAAAAGCAUUGGUUGUUUUGCAUAGCAUAUUAUUUUGAGUCUUACAUUUACUAUUACCUGUAGGAAUUUAUGGUUAUCCGACAUUUGUUCCAACAAGGUUCCAGACUUUAUUCAUCAAAUUAUAGGGUUAGGGUUGCAAUUGGGUUUUUUAGAUUACCCGAUAGAGUUUAGGGUCAGGUAUAGUGUUGGGUUAGUUUGGGAAAUGGACUUGAAUCAUUUGCCGCAGAAGCAAGCAUCGUAAAAGCAUGUCAGGAUGAAAGCUCAAUAUUUAUCUCCUUAACUGCUCAUCACUCGGCUAUUAUACUGUACGAUUUAUUACCUAAAUAUGAUGUAGCAGAUAUGUUUUCUUCUUAGUUUUCAAUAUUCAGUUGAAAUCCCUGCUGUGAUGUUUUAUUUAUUUUCUGUCAUUACCAGAAUUCAAGACUAUCUCCUUUUU